Molecule: messenger RNA, 2643 nt
Organism: Clupea harengus (Atlantic herring)
Lineage: Eukaryota; Metazoa; Chordata; Actinopteri; Clupeiformes; Clupeidae
Gene: crebl2
Product: cAMP responsive element binding protein like 2
Biological process (GO): regulation of DNA-templated transcription
Cellular component (GO): nucleus
Molecular function (GO): DNA-binding transcription factor activity
Source: RefSeq, a predicted model, not a curated record
GCAUGUUAGCAGUGUUGCUAAAAACAUUGAAGAGGACGUACCUAAACAACGUCUGCUACCUUUGAUACGUCUGCAUAUGAGAGACCGUGUGUGAAUUAAGGCAUAUACUUGUUAUUUUUGUCUUUGAAGGCAUUUAUAAAAUACUGUUAGUUUGUUAAAAUACACGCUAGUUUGUUUUAUAGCAGUAAGUCAGCGUGGGGCUUACUUAUCCAAAAUGGAUGACAGCAAGAUGAUGGGCGGAAAAAUCAAGAAACCAGGAAAGCGUGGCCGGAAGCCAGCCAAGAUCGACCUGAAGGCCAAGCUGGAGAGAAGCCGCCAGAGUGCCAGGGAAUGCAGAGCCCGGAAGAAGCUGCGCUACCAGUACUUAGAGGAGUUGGUGUCCAACAAGGAGAGGGCCAUCUGCGCCCUCAGAGAGGAGCUGGAAAUGUACAAGCAGUGGUGCUCGGCCAUGGACCAGGGCAAAAUCCCUUCGGAGAUCAAAGCUCUUCUGACGGGCGACGAUCAAAAGACGUCACAGAGCUCCAGCACCAAGACACCCAAAAACGGAAAGUACAGCGGCAAUAACCAGAGCAAGUGUACCUAAACCAAAUGAGUCGGGAUCAAGUGUAUCCUCCUCUAUUAUUGGUGGACAUGAACUGUGUUGAGGGUCUAAGGCCAAAUUUCCAGCUGCAGAUCCCUUCCAGGGCGCAGUUACAGUCGUUCCAAGUGUGUUACUAUUGCCUUACAAAUGCACCCGCUCAGCUUACAAGUGACCCUAUAGGUACAGUCAGAAUUCAUGAACACAGUGAGGGGUAACCCCAUGCUGUCAUGGUCAUAAUUGCGGUCCCAUUUGAUUAAAUCCUUGUGUUUUUGCUCUUGUACUGUAUAUUUGAGAUGCUCAGAGAUGUUGCAGAUGAAUCGCUUUGUUAUAACUUAAGGCCUUCAUAGGGGGAGUACAUUUGUUCAGUAAUGCUGAUCCUUGUUUCUUAUUCAUUGAGGACUAACAUAUUGCUCAGUGGGACAUCUCCGGAUUAACUUUUGACCAUUUUGCAUUCUUUGUUCUCAAACUCCUUUAUACUUGCAUAUGGACUUCAUUAUUUUGCCGAAACAUAGCUUGUUGUUGCGUAGUGCAGACAUAUGUAGGUCUGAUGCAAUUACUUUGGUGUUCGGAGAUGUUUGCUUUGUAAUGUGGCGGCAAUAGAGGAUAAUUUGUUUAUUUUGUGAAAUAAUUUCUGCGCUUUCCCCACCAUUUUCUUGAGUAUGAAUGUCUGUCUUUAAAAUUAUUAUGCAUUGAAACAUAUUUUAUUUUUGUACAUAUUUAUUUGUAUACCCUUGUAAUAUUUAUGUGUUUGAGACCUUUCCAGAUCUCCUUAUCUUAUUUCCUAACCAGUGUUUUGCACUUAACACUGCCCCCGUCAUCCCCAAGCAAAGACUGAACAAUCAUCUAUCUCUUGGAGUGGUCUUGCCCCCUAGAAAAUCUAAUAAUUCUUGCUUUGGAUAAUGAUAUGCACUUUAAGUACCGCUUAGGUGGUCUGUGGGAAACAGAGUGGCUACAGUGGCUAAUUUUGUCAGGUAGCCUAUAAAUGAAGGCUAAUAUUCUGUACAGUUUCAUUCUUAUUUGAGACAUUAUGGAUAGCAAAUAUACAUAAAAGCACUUUGAUAUUUUAGUUGUUGCUCAUAACACUUAAGAAUAUUAUUAUUGUUAUUAAGAAUUGCUGUAGUGUUUCUUUGAUUUGAGGACCUCUAUAGAAUUGCUUUAACAUUGUGUUAUUCCUUUUUUCCAAGAUAAUUAAAGACAACAUUUCAGUUGCAUUUUAUGCUUUAGGUAUUGUGUAGACUACAAUCAGUAGUUCAUCAGAUAAAUCAGUAGGCCUCUACAUUUUCCAGUCGAACUCUUCUUACAUUUUGUUUUAUAUUGUAUUAUGUUGAACAUCUCGUGUAAAAGAAGUGAUUGGGAUUUGGUUUACUUUGUGUAACUUUGUGUUGGAAAAAGCCUAACGUGGACCGAAACAGAAUGUGAAAUGCUUUUCAAAAUGUACAUAAAAAGUAUGUUGAAAUGGGGGGGUAAAGGAGACAUGAGCUAGAGUUAGAAACGUUGUUUUUAAGGAAUUGUGGCUAAGUAAUUGUAGUAAAGAACUGAUUUGGUUAAGGCAAGUUGGGCUAGAAAUACGCCUUGUGGUUAACCCGAGGAGGGUGAAUCAUGCUUUUCAGAACUCUCUUCUGAUUGGAUGCAUCAGCUCUGUUAUAUGUGACUUAGAUUAUUACCCAAUGCCAUGAAAGUGCAUUACAGACAUUGUGUAAUGAUGGGUCAUUUCCCAUCUUUUGCGAACGCAAAUUAUCGGCAGGUGGUAUGUCUGCACACACUGCUCAUAGCAGUGGCCUCCCUACUCAAAACUACAAAACUCUUUUUAUCAGAUGUACACAUGUUGAACAGAGUUAAUUGUUGAUUGUAUUUUAGAUGUGUCUAUUUACUUUUAUCUGCGGAACAGGAGAUAUUGCAUAUUUGUAUGGGCAGAGAUAUAUUUUUUAUAGAAGCAGGGGUGGAUUUUAUCUUGGUGCCAGGAGUACAGAUUGUCUAUGUUUGUGUAAUGCUGGGAAAUGUUAACAUAAAAGUGGAAAGCUACGACAUGGAUUUACUGACAUUAAAGAAAUGAGCUACUGUAA